This is a messenger RNA of Colletotrichum graminicola M1.001, 615 nucleotides long. RefSeq lists its product as uncharacterized. The record is from RefSeq and is a predicted model, not a curated record. The transcript has a single exon. Bases 1 to 615 code for a protein of 204 amino acids. Lineage: Eukaryota; Fungi; Ascomycota; Sordariomycetes; Glomerellales; Glomerellaceae.
AUGGACACAUCGCCAAUCUAUUUCUGGGGUCAGGCCGGCGAAGAAGGCUACCUCUCCCAGUGGUGGGCCAGAGACCCCUUCACCUCCUCUUCGCCCCCCGUAACCUUCAAGACCGCGGAGCACUACAUGAUGCACGGCAAGGCCCUCCUCUUCGGCGACGCCGACGCCGCGCGGGCGGUCCUCCGGGCGGACAACCCGCGCAAAGCGAAGGCGCUCGGCCGCCGGGUGAGGGGCUUCGACGAGGCGCUGUGGACGUCCCAUAGGGAGCGCGUCGUCCGCGAGGGGAACCUGCUCAAGUUCCGCUGCGCGCCGGAGCUGCGGGAGAAGCUGCUGGCGACGGGCGAGCGGGAGCUGGUCGAGGCGAGCCCGCUGGACCGCGUCUGGGGCAUCGGGUUUGGCCCCGAGGAGGCACCGUCGACGGACCGGCACCUGUGGGGUCUGAACCUGCUCGGCAAGGUGUUGAUGGAGGUCAGGAAGGCGUUGAGGGAGGAGCAUGAGAUGCAGAGGGAGAGGAAGGAAGAGAAGAGCAGGGCUCGUGCGAAGAGGCAACGAGCCCAGGUGCAGGAUGUCGCGGGGCAGGGUGAGGAGUCAAGACGGAUGGCGGAAGGGGGAUAG